UGGAGUCGCUGCUGGUGUCUGUAGCUCUGCACUGGGAGAAGGGGAGGCAGGAAGUGGGCUGGGGAGGAACUGAAGGGUCGGGGGCUGCACAGCUCCUGGGUUUCAUGUCCAGGCUGCAGCACAGCCACAGCCGAGACAAUUCCCUGCUCUCCCAGGGGCAGGGAACAGACACAGGAAAGCGAGGGGCUGAAAGGGGCAGCGCGAGUGUCCAGGUGCCCAUCUCACCCUGCUGGUCUGAGAACAGCGUCCACGUUUCCCUUCCCAUUGUCCCGCUCUGAUGAAGAUGGGCAAUGGCCACAGGGGAGACGCUCAGGUGCCAGUGACCAUAAAGGAAGUGACAGUCUAUUGCACCAAAGGGCAGUAGGUACUUUUGGAUCCUCAUCAGAUGGUCUUCUACAAGGAUGUCACGCAGGAGAAUUACAAGAUUCUGAUCUCCCUGGGUAAGGGCUUGUUCUCCUUCACUUAUGAGAAGGCUGCACUCUCUAUGAAGGACAUAGGUCAGUUUCUGGUCAGGGAUCUUCCCAAGUCCCUUAGAAUUCUGGGUAAUCAGUCCAAAACUGUGCGAGAGAGAGUGCCACAAUCCCACCUCUUCCUAGGCAAAAGAAGAUGCAGAAACACAAUGGCAGAGCUAAUUUCCCCAUAGCCAGAGCUUGCACUGAGGGAAGAGAUAUUAUAUUUAUUUGUCCAGGGUCAUUUCUGUGCCUGUAAUCACUGUAUUUCUCCACUUCAUCCUCGGAGUGUGUUCUGGACCCUCUGAGGGUCUGGUAAUGGGCAAGUGGCUUAAUGUUUGCAGCUUAGCUGCAUCACUGAGUCCUGCAAUGCGUGGGGCAGUCUGAACCUCUCUGGGUCACAUCUCCCACCAGAACACUGCCUUUCCCAGAGAGACUCAGCAAACUCUUUCCCAUCCAUGUUGAUAAUACAAGCCCCAGUGAAGACAGACACUGGGUUUAAAAUCACAGAACAAUCUUUGUAACAAGUCUGGAUCUCCCAUUUUGCUUUUCUGUGAGCAGGAUUUCUGACACCUAAACCUGACAGGAUCUGUAUAGAACAAGAGGAAAAGCCAUGGGUCCCUGGAAAGUAAGAUACCCGUGAUACCUGUACAAGUGAGGAGAAAACCCAAGUCAGAAACCAAUCAUGAGUGAAAAAAAGAGCUGAAGUCCCACCCAAGCCAUUGUGAGCUCUCAUGUUUGUGCUUCAUCAAAUUCAAUACUAUAAACAGCUGUUUGGUCAUGUCCCUCACAGAUCUCCCAGAGGUCUUUCCAGAAGACAUUAAGCCCUCCCUUCACUCAGACGGGAUGUUGGCACUGCAAUGCUCUCUCCUCUGGAGAAAGGAUUUAAAAGAAACUGGCUCCUGAAUUUCAGUCUGAAUUAAACCAGAUCAAAGAUCGUGAUGAACCCUCUGCAGUUCCUUUUCUCCUGAACACUGAGAACGAGGGUGUCUGAUUUUUUUUUUUCCAGCAGACGUUUAGAUCGUGAGAGUGCAGAGAAUCUUCAGCAGAAAGGACUUGAGCGAGAGGAACCAGAUGGAACAAUUUCAGGGAGAUCCAAAGAGACCAUUUCCCAGAAUCCUGAUCAAGAAAGAGCCUGUGGGAGUUGUAACUGCCCAGAAAGACAGUGGGUAAGACCUCCAGAAGAGAGAGAGAGUAAAUCCACUCACCUCACAAACCUCAAAGGCACCAAUGUCCAUCAGUGGGCUGUCUCCACAGGCAGUCAGUGAAAACUAAAUGUUGUGAGAAAAGGUACAGCAGGGGCUCAGGCCUCAAUGGCUGCCAAAGAGCCCCGAUGGGAAAGAAAUCCUAUCCCUGUGCAGACUGUGGGAAGGUCUUCAGCUGGAGCUCAGCCCUGAUCACCCACCAGAGAACCCACACGGGUGAGAGGCCCUACAAGUGCCCUGCCUGCGGGAGAGGCUUCAGCCAGAGCUCCAACCUAGUCAGACAUCACCGCACCCACACUGGGGAGCGGCCCUAUGAGUGCAGUGAGUGUGGGAAGAGCUUCCGCCUCAACUCCCACUUCCUCAAGCAUCAGCGCACCCACGCCAAGCCCUACCCCUGUGGGGUCUGCCAGAGAGGCUUCCACAGCUCCUUGGCCUUGGGCAGGCACCAGAGAGCCCACACGCAGGAGCAAUGCUACACCUGUGCAGACUGCGGGAAGAGAUUUCGGGUGCGCUCAGCACUGGCCCAGCACCGCAGGACACACACAGGGGAGAGGCCCUUCCAGUGCUCCAGCUGUGGGAAGGGCUUCAGCCAGAGCGCCAACCUGCUCACGCAUCAGCGGGUCCACACUGGGGAGCGGCCCUUCCAGUGCACCGAGUGUGGGAAAUGCUUUGCCGUCAGCUCCCACCUCAGCACUCACCAGAGGAACCAUCGCGCGGAACGACCCUGCCAGUGCACUGACUGCGGAAAAGGUUUUGCCAACCCUGCCAAGCUACUCGCCCACCAGAGACGCCACACGGGGGAGCGGCCCUUCCAGUGCCCUGAGUGCGGGAAGUGCUUCAGUGACAGCUCCCUCCUGGUGAAACACCAGCGUAUCCACACAGGGGAGCGGCCCUUCCAGUGCCCCGAGUGCGGGAAGAGCUUCAACCGGAACCUGACCCUACUCAGACACCGGAGAGUGCACACCGGGGAGAGGCCCUACAUCUGCCCUGCCUGCGGGAAGGGCUUCAGCCAGAGCUCCCACCUCAUCACUCACCAGAGAGUGCACACAGGGGAGCGGCCCUACAAAUGCCCCACCUGCGGGAAGGCCUUCAGCCAGAACUCCAACCUGAUCCGGCACCAGAGGAACCACAAGCACCAGGACACACUGUAACCAGCUCAUCAGCACUUGCUGCACACAAGAGAAACCUGCACAGGCACACACUGUGGGGAAAAGCUUCAAACAGAGCUCGGACCUUACAAGGCACCAGAGAAGCCACGUGGGGAAGGAAGCAAUGGCUGUCAAACAAAUCAAGUCCUACCAUUUGGACAGUCCAGAGGAAGUGCUGGAAGCAGCAAGCUGUGCACUGUAGGGAAGUGAUUGCUUGGUGGUAUUUUUGGAUGGAGUAGAGGGAGGCACAAGGUGACAAAGAAGGGAUAAAUCUGAUAAAUCUACAGGCGAUUGAAAGGGAUACAUACCAAGGGCAAAGAGAACUUAUUUAGGGUUGCACAACAGAUGCAGCUAACAGCAGCAGGAUGAAAUUAAAAGGGGAAGCAUUUGUUUUAAAAAGUUCUUGACAGGACUAUGUAUUAUUGAGCAGUUGGAUAAUGCAAUGGUAGCUUCCUCAUUUGGGACUUUCUGAAAUGUGUUUUUUAGGUUAAUUUACUGUAGGGAGGCAGGGAGCUGGAUCAGAUGAAUUAAUGAGUCCUUCCUACCUCUGAUGUCUCUGAGUCUCUCAAUAGAGGG
Messenger RNA from Mauremys mutica (yellowpond turtle), 3378 nucleotides. Its product is annotated as zinc finger protein 436-like. Lineage: Eukaryota; Metazoa; Chordata; Testudines; Geoemydidae. The coding region runs from base 1783 to 2805 and encodes 340 amino acids. The record is from RefSeq and is a predicted model, not a curated record. The transcript is spliced from 2 exons.